Adineta ricciae is the source of this 234-nucleotide messenger RNA. The record is from the annotation of a GenBank genome assembly. Lineage: Eukaryota; Metazoa; Rotifera; Eurotatoria; Adinetida; Adinetidae.
AUGGAAGAUGAUUCUCACGCGAUUGCUGUCGGUCUUGGAGUUGGUCUUGGUGGAUUUGUCGGAUUUAUUGUUAUUGGUUGUGUUCUCUGGAAGUUUUGCUGCGGAUAUUGCUGUGAAAAGAACAAUGUGAAGUCGACAGCCGUGCAAAUUCCACUACGAGGACAGCGAAUACAUAGGACUGAACCACCCUACGCAAUUCAAACUCAUACUACGCGCUUUGUCACAGCAGAUUAA